AGGGCGGAGUGCAGGCGGGAGCGAAGUCUCGCGAGAAGAGGUGGUUGCCGUAGCUGAGCCGUCUGCUUCUGUGUCUGGGGUGCCGCCGCUGUAGUCGCGGACGGUUUGCUGAACCCGUUAGUGGUCCAGAUCGAGACUGACGCCACCGUCAUGUCCCGUUACCUGCGCCCCCCUAACACGUCUCUGUUCGUCAGGAAUGUGGCCGACGACACGCGGUCUGAAGAUUUACGGCGUGAAUUUGGCCGCUAUGGUCCUAUAGUUGAUGUCUAUGUUCCACUUGAUUUCUACACUCGACGUCCAAGAGGAUUUGCUUAUGUUCAAUUUGAGGAUGUUCGUGACGCUGAAGAUGCUUUACAUAAUUUGGACAGAAAAUGGAUUUGUGGACGUCAGAUCGAAAUACAAUUUGCACAAGGGGAUCGGAAGACACCAAAUCAAAUGAAAGCCAAGGAAGGAAGAAACGUGUACAGUUCUUCACGUUAUGAUGAUUAUGACAGAUACAGACGGUCUAGGAGCCGGAGUUAUGAAAGGAGGAGGUCAAGAAGUCGGUCGUUUGAUUACAACUAUAGAAGAUCUUAUAGUCCUAGAAAUAGACCAACUGGAAGACCACGACGUAGCAGAAGCCAUUCCGACAAUGAUAGACCAAACUGCAGCUGGAAUACCCAGUACAGUUCUGCUUACUACACUUCAAGAAAGAUCUGAAAGCGGAAAAAGAACCAAAGAAGGGCAGUUCAAGCGACCAAAGGGUGGGUGGAAGGUGCUGCAGUAUGAAUACUGUACGAAUAUUUUGACUGGUAUGAAAAGAUAAAAGAAUUAUCGAAAACUACAUGGAAUAAUUGAAGUCCCUUCAAGUUUGAAAGUAAGCAUUUUAGGACAAAUAAAAGGAAAUUCAACUUUGUACUUGUGGAAACUAAUCCCUAAAUAUGAACAGGUUUAUAUUGAUUUAUGGGUAACAGGUCCAUAAUUUAUUGAAAACUAGGAUGUCUGAGUAUCAAGGAAGACAGCCAUAGUCUCUUACAGUGCCUCUAUUGGUCUGUCUCAAACUGAAUUGGGCGGGAAAGGUAUGGUCCAAUGUAAACUUUCUCUUGAUUAUUUCUUAAGUCAUUUCCAUUUAUGCCAUUUUUGGCAAAUCUUGCCUUUGCUUAUUCUGGUGCCAGUGUUUUCUGCUUAAUUGUUUGCGUUGUUGGCAUCUGAGUUUAUUUACUUGUAUAUCACAUACAGUUUACAUUACCUUAAACCACUCACUUUCCCAGGUAUAGUCCCAUUAUACUUGACACCUAGCUGAGAGGGCCCAUCUCUUCUCACCCUCUUCCCUAGUCAGUAUGUCAGUGCAUACUUAAUGGAGCCCUUGCUACGGGCAAAACAUUGUACUGGAUAACUGGGGAGAAUAAUAGAUAGUUCUUUUAUUCCAUAAUGUCUACUGAGCACAAUCUAAUCAUUGCAAUAUGGCCUUAUUGUUGUGAGGUAUUAUUAUCCAGUGUUUUGCACCACUCAUAUAAUGUAAUUAUAAACCCAAUAUACUAUCAGAGAUAACUAAUUUUAUGGUUACCUGCCAUUUAAAAAAUAUCCAGUAUUUUGUUUGCAUCCCAUUAAUAUGAAUAAUGAAAAAUGUUUUAAUCUGUAAUAAAUUCAUUUACUUUGCUGUGACUGUAAUAUACUAGAGUUAUAUUAAUUGUUAACUCUGCCUCAUUCACACACAUAAUAGGAAAAGAGAUCCCCAAAAAUAAGUAUUUAAUUUUGCAAUACAUGUUCAGGAGGCCCUGGGUGCUAUGAUUAGAUUAUUUUGGGGAAGACAACUGUUAUCCCAUCUGAUUUAGUAUGUUCUGUAAUUGAGAAAAUGUUUGCCAGAUUAUACUUUUCAGUGAUUUACAUGUGCAUUUUGUAGGGGACUUGUUCUGUGUAUAGUGAAUAAAUAACUUUUAUAGUGUUACAAAAUGUUCUGGGUUCCUUAGUUCCUUAUUAGAAUAUAUGAGAUUUAUCAUAUGAUUCCAUCUCAUUUGAUUUUUGUCACAUUUCUGCCACAUAUUUUAAAACUUACCUAAAAUAUGGAAGUAAGAGUUUGAGCCUUUAUUUUACAAGAGUUUCAAAAGUAUAAUAGAAUGCACAUAACUGAAGGGAGGUAUUAAAUGUAGGUAUUUAUAUCCUCAUGUAAAAAAAAAUUUUUUUUUUCCUAACUGCCAAGGGUCCCAAAAGCGAUAAAUACUAGGUUAGGGUUGGUAAAUUCUGAUUCAGCUUUGCUUAUUUUUAAUCAAGUUAGUAAAUGUUUUAAUAGCUUUAUUUUCAUAGAGAUAAUAAAACUGAUAAGGAAUCUAGAGUUAGAGAAGAUUAUGGAUUCCGUUACAAAAUGUAUUUGAUAUUAGGUGAUCAUUAGCAUUGAACUGGUAGCUUUUUCUGGUAAAGGUUGUGUGUUUUUUUUUUUUUUUUAAACAGUACCUUUGCAAGUCACAGAUGUUUGAUUCUCUACCUCCCUUGUCCAUUUCCUGUUGACUUGAGGUUAAAACAUUUCAGGGGGGAGAAUUAAGUUAAUACUAGUAGAAAUUUUUUUUUGAAAACUGGUGAAUACAUAUAGUAUUGUCCUUAGCCUUUGAUUUUUCUUGAUGGAAAGUAUUUUGUUCAUUUAUAAAUACAAUUAACAGUACUUGAUCUUUAAAGUUUUAAACGUGAUAAAUCAGAAAAAGGCCCUUGUGGUUUUGGCACCUGUCAAAAUGUGUGUUGUUUCAGUGUUACCUUCUGUGGUUGUUACUUUAUAUAUUGAAAAGGCUGUCAGUGUUACUAAGCACUUAAUGUGCUAAGCCAUGUGCUUUCCAGGGACUCCUAUUUAAUCCUAAAAACACAUCUGGGAAAUGGAUACUAUUGUUUCAUUAAUGAGAAAGUUUUCAUUUAUGGAGUACCUACUGAAUAGUAGGCUUUUGCAUAUACUAUUUCAUUCCUCAAGUUUUAUCUCUUUUUAGAGACUUUUGACCAUGUGCCUGUUGGACUAUCCCUGAAAUUAUUAAGGCUUUCAUUUGAGCAGUAGUUGAGAAUAAUCUAAUGACAUUCUGUUAAUAGGGUCAUCAGGCCAGGAGUGUAAUAUUCUCAUGCGAUGGUUGAUGGCUUGAUAAAUAGUUGAAAUAAGUAGCCUGUUUGUCUUUAGCUAUUGCUUCUUACAAGGCAUUGUGCUAGUCAUUAUGGAAAGGGCUCCUUCUCUUGGGUCUUUGCCUCAUCCUUUUAUCAGUGUUAUCUUUAUAUUUGUGUACCUGUAAAAUCCUUUCAUCAUUGUGUUAAAGAUGGGGAUUUUUUUGGAAUAAAAAAUGAGGCAUGUAAAUUCAUUUCAUUGAUAAUUGACAGUUUGUAAAGACAAAAGGCCUUUGUAUUUAGUUUUUUUGCAGAUCCCAUUUCUCUGAUUGCUGGAGAGUGAAAUAAUAAACUGGUCUAGGAGCCAAGAAAA
Molecule: messenger RNA, 3424 nt
Organism: Cavia porcellus (domestic guinea pig)
Lineage: Eukaryota; Metazoa; Chordata; Mammalia; Rodentia; Caviidae
Gene: Srsf10
Product: serine and arginine rich splicing factor 10
Exons: 6
Coding region: 151-699 (182 amino acids)
Biological process (GO): mRNA splicing, via spliceosome
Cellular component (GO): cytoplasm; nuclear speck
Molecular function (GO): RNA binding
Source: RefSeq, a predicted model, not a curated record